This is a messenger RNA of Mesorhabditis spiculigera, 279 nucleotides long. The record is from the annotation of a GenBank genome assembly. NCBI's taxonomy places the organism in Eukaryota, Metazoa, Nematoda, Chromadorea, Rhabditida, Rhabditidae.
AUGCUCGAGUUGCCCGGAAAAUGGUGUCCAGCGAGUCACCAGCAAGCACGGCCCGUUGCUUUGCGAACGUUGCGCGUCGGCCUAUUGGUUGGUGGCUUGCUGGGAGAAAGAAGCAAUGCUUUCAGGAAAUCCUCCGAAAGCUAUAAUCGCAAAAAAGUCUGCAAUGGCAAGUACUGUACAACGAUGAAACCAUGCGCCAUUUGCUGGUUCGAAAUGAAAUGGGCACCGCUGGGCCUCCGUCCACUCGGCUCGCCACAAACGCCCGACGUCAACGAUGAG